Molecule: messenger RNA, 645 nt
Organism: Selaginella moellendorffii
Lineage: Eukaryota; Viridiplantae; Streptophyta; Lycopodiopsida; Selaginellales; Selaginellaceae
Exons: 1
Coding region: 1-645 (214 amino acids)
Source: RefSeq, a predicted model, not a curated record
AUGUUCGUCGACGUCGAGACGCUGGAAUCUUUCCGGAUCGAAGGAGCUCAAGCCGGGGCGUGGAGGACCAUCCUCGUACGAAGCAACGCAUAUGAGGGAGACAACCGAUACAAGGGCAAGAUUCCAAAGAUGCUACUGCACAGGCUUGUCCCAAACGCGCGCUUCUCCAUCUGGAUCGACGCCAAGCUCCAGAUGGUGGUGGAUCCCAUCCAGAUCCUCGAGAGAUUCCUGUGGAGGAGCAACGACACCAUGGCCAUCUCCAACCAUUUCGAGCGCGCGGACGCGUUCCAGGAGGCCGAGGCCAUCAUCCGGGAGCGGAGGUACCACAGCAAGGCCAAGCUCGACGCCCAGAUGGACUUCUACCGUACGCACGAGGGGCUCCUUCCGUAUGAUCGCGCCGCCAGGAUGCCGCUGGUGAGCGACGUCCCCGAGAGCUGCGUGGUGCUGAGGGAGCACACGCCGCUCACCAAUCUCUUCUCGUGCCUCUGGUUCAACGAGCUGGACAGGUUCACGCCGCGCGAUCAGGUGAGCUUCGCGGUGGUGCGUGACAAGAUCAUCGCGCAAGUUCCGUGGCGGAUCAACAUGUUUGAGGAUUGUGAGAGGCGGAACUUUGUGUGGACGAUGCGGCACAAACGAGAGGACUGA